AUGCAGACGGUGAGUCAGGAUGAUCAUGAAGCAUGGGCAAGACCAUUGCAGACGCAAACCCAGGACACGGAAAGAUAUUGGCAAUGUGACCAGGCGGGCCCGGCGGGUGCCGCGACCAUUUGCGACGACGAGUUGUUUUGGGGUGUUGCUGACCACGUCGAAUGUGCUGAGCCGCCAGAUCUGCCGGAUGUGGAGCCGAGCCAAGAGGCUGAGGAAUCCGACCCGGCUCCACUGGAUCGAUUCGAAGGGCCGCCAGAUUCCGAAGGAGAUCUGGUGACUUUGGAGGAGAUCAAAGAUCAAAUUCUUGCCAACUUCAAGACAUCUCAACCGAAGCCCGGCUCGAAAAGCCCGAAGAGUUCUCAAGGUCGAGGUCGGAAUCCAAGACCUCCAAGCCGCAGCCCAACUCGGAGCCAGCCAAGCUGUGCAAAUAGUUGCAACCGAACCCAGAAGACGCUGACGGCAAGCGCGCGGCCGACGUCCGCUCAUGAGCGAUUAUACCAGAGGAGUACACGAGCUCAUCAAAGACAGGUGGAAAGCCGGGAAGAGGAGAAACUGGCAAAGGAGAAGGCUUGGCGUCCACAGCUCCGAGAGGAUGGCCCAGCAGCUGAAGCUUGCAGAAGAUUGCAUCAUGGGACGCAGAGAAAGGAAGAGGAGCUGCUGAGGAUCCGAGACAAGUACGGGAAAGAAUUUGCUUCCAUGGCGCCUUUCUCGCCUUCAUUAUCCGAAAGAGGCAGCCCAGUUCCGCGGAAGAAGUUCCAGGACUGGGUGCGUGACCAAGAGGCUUGGAGAACAACACGGGAUGAAAAAAGGGCCGAAAGGGUAAAAGGGCAGGCGGAGGAGGAAGCAAACUACUUCAAGCAGCAUAGCGUCCAUCGCGAGCUCUCAAAUAAGGACAUGACCAAAGCGACCAAAGCGGUGGAUAGGUUGUAUUCAUCUCACAAGAAAUCCAAGGAGAAGAUUGAAAAGCUGCGAUCAGAGAAGAUGCAGCAAGAAUUGGAACACAUUCAACAAGCUUCGGUACAUCGGCGCGUGGACACACCGGAUGCUUCAGAGAAGAUUCAGAAGGUUCAGAGCUCAAUCAACCGCCUCUACCACCAGGCGACACACCCACUUGAGCCGAGCGAAAGAGACAUGGAAGUUACUGGUAACUGGAAACAACCAUGGAGGGUUGGAAUGGAAACUUGUUCAGCGACCGCUAGGACAGCCACAAGUUUUGAUAGGGUUCAAUUUGGCUGCAACUUUGCAUACGCAGAUGGCCCGCCAUGA
Messenger RNA from Cladocopium goreaui, 1266 nucleotides. Lineage: Eukaryota; Dinophyceae; Suessiales; Symbiodiniaceae. The record is from the annotation of a GenBank genome assembly.